Colletotrichum chrysophilum is the source of this 1329-nucleotide messenger RNA. RefSeq lists its product as uncharacterized. The coding region runs from base 1 to 1329 and encodes 442 amino acids. The transcript is spliced from 2 exons. The record is from RefSeq and is a predicted model, not a curated record. NCBI's taxonomy places the organism in Eukaryota, Fungi, Ascomycota, Sordariomycetes, Glomerellales, Glomerellaceae.
AUGGUUCAAGAGAUUGGCGCGAAGGCUCCCGCGACGCUAUUUUGGGGCGAGGCUUACAUCGAGUGGAAUCUCCUUUACUCGGUCUGCAAGGCCAUCAACGGAGAACAGCACCUGCGCAAACAGGUCGACGUGCAAACGCCAAAGAUCACGUACAUGUAUCGUCGGCUCAUUGAGCCCGACCGUAUGAUCGCAAAUCGCCAUGCCAACCGGUUCAGCUUCCUCUACGAACUGCACCGCAGCCGCCAUUUAGUGGCUACGGACCCUAGGGACAGAGUGUUCGCCAUGCUGGGCCAUUACUCCAUCCGCAACGGGCCGAAUCAGAAGCUAAGGGAGCUUACAGCUGAUUACACAAAGACUGUGGAAGAAGUCUUUGCCGACGUGGCAUCGAGGGCUCUUGUCGGCGACAACAGUUCCCUGCUGGCCCUAGCCGCAGUCCAGCACCACAACCUCCCACCAUUAGGCGAGAAUAUGGCUGUCGAGCUAGCCGACUGCGCCAAUUAUUGCUCAUCAUCUCCGAAUGGCUUACCUUCCUGGGUUCCGGACUGGCGUCUUUAUCAAUCGCAUAUCCUUUCAGAGCCUACCAGCCCACACCACGCUGGUGGCCUCUCGCGGCCGAACUUGCGAGUCGACGAAGAUUCCAAAACACUGCAUAUCAAGGGAACCAUUGUUGAUGUCGUGGCUGCCUGCUCCGGGCCAUUUCGGCCGCGAGAAUUUCACGUCAACGGGUUGGACUGGUCCAUGGCUAUCCAUACGGUGUGGCGCGACGUGUGCGGCCAGUCCUCCGGCUUUGACCUAUCGCAAGAAUACCUCCCAACUCGCAAACGCUUCCAGGGAGGUGAGAUUGAAGGACUCGCUCUCUUCGCCUACGUCCAGACGCUCAGUAACGCCUGCGUCGCCACCGCGUGGCAAGACAAGAAUCAUCCGUACGAGUCGGUCCCGACGCAGCAGUGGUUUGCACACGGGGUCUCUUAUCUGACCCAAGCAGCCGGCGGAGGUUCCUCUCCCUACGCGGUGUCUGAUAGUAAUGAUGAUAAGCUGCAGGAAUGGACGAGCGGAGGAGAUGCGGCCAAGUGGGCGCGCGCGGCCAACGGCGCGUCGUGCAAUCGGAAAUUUGCGAGGACCCGAAAUGGAUACUACGUCCUCGGUCCAAGAGUGAUGGAACCUGGCGAUGUCAUUUGCGUCUUGUUCGGAGGGAAGAAGCCUUUCUGUCUCCGGCCGUGGGGGAAGAAUAAUUACCUGCUCGUUGGGGAGUGUUAUGUGCAUGGGAUCAUGAACGGGGAGAUCAUUGAUGGCGCGAAGAACGGCGAGAAUGUGUUUGACAUUGUCUGA